AUGUUUGAUCCAGCAUAUUCACAGCUUUUAGAUACUAACCAGGAGCUUCGUAGUGAACUUCGAGAUGAAAUUUCUAUUAAUAAGAGUAAUGAGAAAAAACUUCGCUCUCUCGUGAAAGAGCUUGAGCAAUGUUAUCGAACUAUCUCAUUACAGGAUAAUACUAUUAUAGCCCACGAGAAAGAGAUAGAGAAACUUAAAUCAGAAAUAUCUAAUUUGCGAAAACAGCUUAGGGUUUUACAACAGGAUAAAAAAUUCAAAGAUGAUGUUGGGUCUAUUCAAGAUGGCCGAAUCAUAGAGCUUGAAAAUAAGCGAGUAGAUCAUCUUAGGAACCAGUUUAAUGAUAGUGGGAAUCAGAAUUUACGAUUACAACGUUUGUUAGAUGAAUCCCGAACUCAGGCCGAAAGAAUUACACAGAUGCAUACAGAUGCUUUAAAUAAUGAAAUGGAAGCACGUAGAGAGUAUUGGCAAUUGGCUCAAAAUAGGCAAGAGCGUAUUGGCGAAUUGUUACGUGAAAAUUUUGUCUACCGACUAUUAAUUCAGCGUAAGGAUACUCAAAUUGCUGAGCAUAGGAGAAAUGCACAUAGAUUAACAGUACGCUAUAAUAAUGAUACAGAACGCUGGAGAAGAAGGCAUAUAGGUUGCGUUCGCCAGGCACAAAAUUGGAAGGGACAAUAUAGGAAUUCGCAAAAUCAAGUUCAGGCUCGUGAUCAGAAUAUUUUAAAUUUGCAGGGACAAAUUUUGGCAUUACAGAAUAACCCACCUAAUAUACAACGUAUAGGAAUGGCAGGAUAUCCGCCCCCAAAAUUUCAUGGCACAGCUGGUGAAGAUCCAGCAGACUAUAUAAGAGAUUUGCGUCAAUGGUGUGAAGCUUCCCCUAACCACGAUCCAAAUGCAGGUCAUCAACACCGGAUUCGUAUUGAUGGUCUUUUCGAAUCAGGUUUAAAAGAUUAUGCAAAAGAUUGGUAUGAUAUCGAGAUUAAGGGUAGAAAUUGGGAAUUGCAAAACAUUAGCGAUAAUACUGGUAUUGCAAAUAUUGGUGCCAUCAAUGGUUUAGCUAAUAAUAAUGCGUUACGUGCUAUUAAUGUCAAUCAGUUUCGAGGUGGAGCUCUCCAUAUAAGAAACACUGUACCAGCUGAUAAUAAUGCAAUUGCCAAUCCAAUACAAAUUCUUGGAACAAUCCCACAACAGCCUUCAUACCAAGCUUCCAGCGGAAGUAUCUCGUCGGCUGAAAUUGAAAAGUUAAAUAACAAAAUAGCAUCUUUACAGGCGCAACUAGCUCAACCGACUCAAGUGCACUCCCAGAAUAAUGAGGCCUUAGAAAAGAUGUAUAUACGUGCAAUACGUUUGGGAAUGCCACCUGAUGCACCAAGAGAUCUUACAUCCUUAGAUAAUUAUAUUAAUGACGAAUUGAUAAGGAGAUUGGGUGUUGCUAAUACCAACUAUGCUAAGCUUUCCAAGCAAAUUAAUGCAGUCAAAAAGUUGCAUAAAAGUGGCCUGGUCGAGUCCAUAUAG
This is a messenger RNA of Ambispora gerdemannii, 1512 nucleotides long. The record is from the annotation of a GenBank genome assembly. Lineage: Eukaryota; Fungi; Glomeromycota; Glomeromycetes; Archaeosporales; Ambisporaceae.